AUGUCGGAGCUUUCCUACAGAAACUCUACAGCAGGUGGUGUCACUCCGAUUGUUAUAGUAUUGACCAAGGCUCUAUCCACUGUGCCACCUAGCUACCCCCCACCACAUGUGUUUCAAACAAGUGAUACUGGCCUCCUGGCUAUUCCUCAAACAAGAAUCCAGAAAUCACUGGCCGGAAGUGCAAACACCAACUCUUCCAUUGGCCCUAGUGGUGACCAUAGUGAGCUGGUCACCAGAAUUUCCAACCUAGAGGCAGAGAAGCAGAGCCUUCAGAGUGUGAUUCAGGACCUACAGGUCACUAUCUCCAGGCUCAACACCCAGCGAUGCACCCAGGAGAAAUGCUCUCCCCCCUACUGCCCUCUGGCUCCUCAGACUCAGUAUGUGUCCCCUAUGCAGAUGACAAAGCCGCCCACAAAAACAACCACUAAGAAGGCAGUCACCCCAGCAGAGGGUGAUGAGGAAGAUGAUGAUAUUGACUUAUUUGGUAGUGAUGAUGAGGAAGAAGGCAAGGAAGCAGUGGAGAAACAGCUUUGGCAAUAUGCAGAGAAGAAGGCCGAGAAGACAGGACUGAAAAAGUCUUCUAUCCUCCUAGAUGUCAAGCCAUGGGAUGAUGAAACAGACAUGGAAAAGUUGGAGGAGUGUGUCUGCUCCAUACAGCUGGAUGGACUAGUCUGGGGAGGCUCCAAGCUGGUACCUGUGGGCUAUGGCAUUCAGAAGCUGCAGAUCCAGUGUGUGGUAGAGGAUGACAAGGUGGGCACAGACAUCCUGGAGGAAGAUAUCACCAAGUUCAAUGAUUUUGUGCAGAGCAUUGACAUUGCUGCUUUCAACAUGAUCUAA
Molecule: messenger RNA, 837 nt
Organism: Dromiciops gliroides (monito del monte)
Lineage: Eukaryota; Metazoa; Chordata; Mammalia; Microbiotheria; Microbiotheriidae
Product: elongation factor 1-delta-like
Biological process (GO): translational elongation
Cellular component (GO): eukaryotic translation elongation factor 1 complex; cytosol
Molecular function (GO): translation elongation factor activity; guanyl-nucleotide exchange factor activity
Source: RefSeq, a predicted model, not a curated record